This is a messenger RNA of Lepus europaeus (European hare), 1668 nucleotides long. It is a transcript of the gene IKZF1, whose product is annotated as IKAROS family zinc finger 1. The transcript is spliced from 9 exons. The record is from RefSeq and is a predicted model, not a curated record. Bases 61 to 1668 code for a protein of 535 amino acids. NCBI's taxonomy places the organism in Eukaryota, Metazoa, Chordata, Mammalia, Lagomorpha, Leporidae. Gene Ontology annotation, biological process: regulation of transcription by RNA polymerase II. Gene Ontology annotation, molecular function: RNA polymerase II cis-regulatory region sequence-specific DNA binding; DNA-binding transcription factor activity.
GCCGGAGGAUCAGGCUUGGCCCGCAAAGCGCGACGCUGAACUCCACAUAACCUGAGGACAAUGGAUGCCGAUGAGGGUCAAGACCUGUCGCAAGUUUCAGGGAAGGAGAGCCCCCCGGGGAGCGACGCUCCGGAGGACGGCGAUGAGCCCAUGCCCGUGCCUGAAGACCUGUCCACCACAUCCGGAGGCCAGCAGAGCUCCAAGAGCGAGCGAGGCGUGGCUACAUAUGGGGCUGAUGGCUUUAGGGAUUUCCAUGCACUAAUUCCCAAAUGCUUCUCUCCCGGUAAUGUUAAAGUAGAGACUCAGAGUGAUGAAGAGAAUGGGCGUGGCUGUGAAAUGAAUGGGGAAGAAUGUGCGGAGGAUUUACGAAUGCUUGAUGCGGCGGGAGAGAAAAUGAAUGGCUCCCACAGGGACCAAGGCGGCUCGGCUCUGUCGGGAGCUGGCGGCAUCCGACUUCCGAACGGAAAACUAAAGUGUGAUGUCUGUGGGAUCAUUUGCAUCGGGCCCAAUGUGCUCAUGGUCCACAAGAGAAGCCACACGGGCGAGCGGCCCUUCCAGUGCAACCAGUGCGGGGCCUCCUUCACCCAGAAGGGCAACCUGCUGCGCCACAUCAAGCUGCACUCCGGGGAGAAGCCCUUCAAGUGCCACCUCUGCAACUACGCCUGCCGCCGCAGGGACGCGCUCACCGGCCACUUGCGCACACACUCUGUUGGUAAACCUCACAAAUGUGGAUAUUGUGGCCGAAGCUAUAAGCAGCGAAGCUCUUUAGAGGAACAUAAAGAGCGUUGCCACAACUACUUGGAAAGCAUGGGCCUUCCAGGCACGCUGUACCCAGUCAUCAAAGAAGAAGCUAAUCACAGCGAGACGGCGGAAGACCUGUGCAAGAUGGGGCCGGAGCGGUCCCUCGUGCUGGACAGACUCGCGAGUAACGUCGCCAAACGUAAGAGCUCUAUGCCUCAGAAGUUCCUUGGGGACAAGUGCCUGUCGGACCUGCCCUACGACAGCAGCGCCGGCUACGAGAAGGAGAACGAGAUGAUGACGUCGCACGUGAUGGACCAGGCCAUCAACAACGCCAUCAGCUACCUGGGCGCCGAGUCGCUGCGCCCGCUGGUGCAGACGCCUCCGGGCAGCGCCGAGGCCGUGCCCGCGCUCAGCCCGCUCUUCCCGCUGCACAAGCCGCCGCCGAGCCACGCGGCCCCGGACGGCGCCGUGGACAACUUGCUGCUGCUGUCCAAGGCCAAGGCGGCCGCGGCGGCGGCCGAGCGCGAGGCCUCGCCGAGCAACAGCUGCCAAGACUCGACGGACACGGAGAGCAACACGGAGGAGCAGCGCGGCGGCCUCGUCUACCUGGGCAACCACCUGGCAGCGCACGCGCGCAACGGGCUGGGCCUCAAGGAGGAGCCGCGCGCCUACGAGGCGCUGCGCGCGGGCGCCGAGGGCGCGCACGAGGCGCUGCGCGUGCUGGGCACGGGCGGGGAGCCGCUCAAGGCCUACAAGUGCGAACACUGCCGCGUGCUCUUCCUGGACCACGUCAUGUACACCAUCCACAUGGGCUGCCACGGCUUCCGCGACCCCUUCGAGUGCAACAUGUGCGGCCACCACAGCCAGGACAGGUACGAGUUCUCGUCGCACCUGACGCGGGGCGAACACCGCUUCCACCUGAGCUAA